Molecule: messenger RNA, 6878 nt
Organism: Micropterus dolomieu (smallmouth bass)
Lineage: Eukaryota; Metazoa; Chordata; Actinopteri; Centrarchiformes; Centrarchidae
Gene: il16
Product: interleukin 16
Exons: 26
Coding region: 233-5041 (1602 amino acids)
Biological process (GO): leukocyte chemotaxis; induction of positive chemotaxis
Molecular function (GO): CD4 receptor binding; cytokine activity
Source: RefSeq, a predicted model, not a curated record
GACACACUGUUGUGCUCUCCAGACAGAGGGGGAGGAAAAGGAGGACGGAGGAGGACAAGAGGUACAGGCACAUUGCCCCAGAUGAAUCACAGUGAGGAAGUCAUGCUUUGAGUGAUACAUACAUUUUUGACCUGAUGUUCUGUCUGGACUUCUGCCUGUCUGUUUGGAGUGCAUCCAUCCUUUGGAUCCUGUUUGCAUCGGUAGAAGCUGCGGAUGUUGGCUGAAAGACAACAUGAUCGACUAUAAGCGUCCCUCUCCAUUAGGCUUCGGGACGGCUGGGAGGAGUGCGCUGGUUCCUGAGCUCCCAGCACACAUACAUACACACACGCUGACGGCCAUGCCUCAGAGAUACUCCCACCAGAAGAGGAAAGCCAGCACAGCGGCUGCCCGGAGGAUGGAGAGGAGACGCAGGGACCAGGGGAAAAACAGCAACAACAACCCAAACUGCAGCCACAACCACCAUUCGAAGAAGCUGGCCAUGCUCUCCAGGUCCCUCAUCCUGUGUCACUCUAAGACGAAUGAUGACAGUCCAGAAGACAGGCAUGCUGGAGAAGUGUCAGAUGGGUGCAGGGCAUGGCGUUCAGGCUGGGAGACAGAUGUGACUGCUGGGGAUAAAAUUCAGUACAGAGAUGCAGAGAACACACACUGGGGGACAACCCGGCAAACAACCGUGGAAAAAAGAGGAGGCAUUGAGGCAGAUAACCACACGCGUCAUACCCCCACACUCAGGGAGAAUAAACGGAGCAUAAGGAGGACCUUCAGCAUCAAGGAGAGUAGUAUCUGGAGGAUGUGUGUAACCACAGGGCCCGCUGAGGAGGUGUGUGGACCACAAAUGGCUGAUAACAGCGUCCAGACAGAAGACAAAGACAUUAAUGUGGAGCCAGGGAGGACUGGGGGGGACCUACACAGAGGCUGCAGCUUCCUGAGCCCAGACAAGCAGGCACCCUUUAACGGACAGUUUCUAAACGGCAGUGCUGGGUUGGCAGGGGAGGGAAUGAGGAGCAUUCACAUUAAAGCCUAUAGUGAGGACAUUUCCACAUGUGAAGACACUCUCCAUUUGCACAGUCUGACUACAAGUACAAAGCAUCAAGCUCUCAUCUCCCCAUCCGAUCCUCUAUCACUGGCUGGAUACACAGAAGAAGUUAUGGCUAAUAACAACCACCUCAAGUUACCCAUCCCAGAGGUGAAUGAGGAGAGGUGCUGGGAAACGGAGAAGACUGGGCAGAGCCCACCAGGACAGCCGGCCAACAAUAGGACACGCUCCAAUUCCACCAGUGUUCAUCCUUACUGGAUUGGGGAUCUGGACAGCAUCAUCAUGAAGACUCCAGGGCUGUAUACAAGUCAUCCUCAGGGGAAUGGUGGUUUAUACGGAAACAGGAAGUCCCUGUCCCAGCAGCUGGAGCUUCCUCACACCACCACACAACCUGUGCACCGUCCCUCACGCUCUCUCAGCUCUGCCCAGCUGGUACACUCCUGCAGCAACAUGCAAGCCUUCAUAAUCUGUAAUAUUGUGCUAAUGAAAGGCCAUGGCAAGGGUCUGGGCUUCAGUAUAGUGGGAGGGAGAGACAGCAUGUAUGGACCAAUGGGGAUCUAUGUCAAGACCAUUUUCCCUGGAGGGGCAGCAGCUGCUGAUGGAAGGCUGCAAGAGGGUGAUGAGAUCCUGGAGCUGAAUGGAGAGUCACUACACGGUCUGACUCAUGAUGAAGCUCUGCACAGCUUCAAACAAAUCAAAAAGGGCCUGCUGACUCUGGUGGUGAGAACCAGCCUGCGUGUGGGGGCACUGUGUGGGCAGUUACAGGUAGCUCAGCUAUGCAGGUCACGUUCCCUCAGCUCCACUACAGCCAUGGCCAGGGUCAGUGCUGACAUGGGAGACUACAACUACCUGAACAACACCUGCAGUAACACACGGAGCGUCCCUGGCCGACCUGCUAAACCCAGAGACCGCAUCAUGAUGGAGAUCAUCCUGCAAAAAGAGGCUGGUGUCGGUCUGGGUAUUGGACUGUGCUGUGUUCCGUCUGGUGACGGAUGCCCUUCGAUCUACAUCCACACCCUCUCUCCUGGAUCUGUAGCACACAUGGAUGGUAGACUACAGUGUGGGGAUGAGAUCAUUGAGAUCAACGACACUGUGGUUUACAAUAUGGCGCUGAAUGACGUCUACACAGUCCUGAGCCGAUGCACACCAGGUCCAGUCCACAUCAUCAUCAGUCGACACCCUGACCCCAAAGUAUCAGAGCAGCAGCUGAAUGAUGCUAUCACUCAGGCAGUGGAAAACAGCAAACUGAAAAAGGAUAAGAGCCAGUGGAGUAUUGAGGGGCUGCGUAGACUGGAGUCUUGCUCUCACAGUCGGCAGAGAUGUGAGUAUUGUCUGGAGAAGAGUUUUAGUCAGCUGAUGGUUCGACGAGCACAGAAGACCAUGAGCCGCUCCUGCAGCGACAACACCAACAGCCCCCAACACAACCACUGCCUCACCAUCCACAACCACCACAACAAACAGCAUAACCCAUCAGGCCGUGUGCACAGUCUAGACACACCCAAGUCUAUGACAGAGACAUGGUCUGACAACAGACUGUCCGUGCCCGUGUAUCCUGAUGAAGACUACAAUGUCCCUUACAAUUCUGCUGCUGUAAACCUGUCCAGUCACCAGAACCUGGAUUUGGCCUUCAGGGGCAGCAAGUCCACCUACAGGGUGCGUGCUGCUCCACAUCAGUACUGCUGGCCUCAGGAUGUGGCCAGUGAGGAGGGUUAUAAUGGAGACUCCAGCGGCUCCAGUAGAGGAUCCCCAGUUAGAGAUGAAGGACUGGAUCCCUCAUCAUACACCAGCUGCCAGCAGGAAGGAGAACGAAUUAGAGAAGAGUCAGAGGGGAGCAAAGAAGAUUUUAUUCAUCCAGACUCUGCAGCCUGCACCAACAGACUACACACAGACGAUUCAUCAGCUGUGCUCUGCUCACAGCCAAAGAGAGGAGCUCUGAGGAGACAGGCUUGUAUUGACCAACAUUCUCAAGAGCAGCUUCAAGAUCCUUGGGUUCGCCUUUCAGACAGCUCCCCUGAAGAGCUGCGUGAGAUCCACCGCCAGCACGCUGCAGACAGGAACCAGCUUAUUAACGUCCACAAAAAGCCUGCCACCAUGAGUGACGAAGAUAACACGGUCCUUGAGCUCAAUGGCACAGCCACUGACGUGACUUCAGAUCCCCAAUCUGACAUGACUCCUGAAAACACAUGUGAAACUUCUCCAGGAGAGAAGAAGGCCCCUCCUGUGGCACCCAAGCCUACCUGGUUUCGCCAGAGUCUGAGGAAAAUUCGGGAUGAGCAGGACCAGAAGAAGCAAGCUAAACCCACUGAGCAAAGGCCCACUGUGGGCUUCACCAGAAGCUUUGGAGUCAGAUCUGCCUCAGCUGCAACCAACCUUUCAAUCAAACAAAAGAUUAACUCAUUUGAGACUUUUUCCACUCCAGAGGGUGGUCCAGAGAAGGGGGGCAACAGGAGACCUGUGGCCCCUUCCGCCUGCCUUCCUGUGAUGCAGAAGGAGUCCAGGAGUCACCUUGCCUCACAUGGAGAUUAUGGAAAAGGAAAAGAUGAAAUCCAAAAAGAGAUCCAGGCAAACCAGUCUGAAUCUGUUAGGGACAUAGACAACACAACUGUCUCUGCCACACCCUCUGCUUUCACCUCCUCCACUUCUGAAGCUUGUAGUCAAACAACAGUCAAGUCUUCUGAAGAUGAAUCUCCCUCCAUCCAAUCCCCCAAAGAUCUCGCACUUUCAGACACCAUCAGCACUGAUCUGGACUCAGGGAUACAUGAUUCUCACUCAGCCCUAGUCCAUGAUGACAGCAAUGUCGUUCCAUCAAAACAGGAGUUUGUGCUAGAAAGAGUGGAUCUUAGCGAGUCCACAGAGUCCAAGGUCCUACCCCCUACAACAUCUAUAAGAUCCAGUCAAGCUGAGGAGGAACAUCCUCCAGAGGGGACCGAGGAGGGUGGAGCACAGAGCCAAAAAAAGCUGCUAAGCGCGACCCUGAGUGCUGCUCCGCCCACAGAGAGUCACCCCAUGAGAGGCCUGGAGGGAGAGAGUUUAGGGAAAAUCCUCGCAUUCAGUAACCAGGUUUCACAAGCGUUGAUGCGCUCUUUACCUACGUAUCCCUGCCAUGGUAACCCAUCCUCCUCAGAACUGCAGGACACCUCUGCUGAGGAUUUCACUAACCCUCAGGAGUCUGACCCUGCCCUGGACAGCACGGAGAGAGGAUUCUCUGUCAGCUUGGCCACACUGAGGGAGUGCAGCAUUGAGCAUGGGGAGGGCCGAUCACACGACGAGGCGGCAGUCACUUCUACUCAUGCUCACUCUGUGAUCUCAGCUAUCCCUUCACAGGAAAUACAGAGGAUGAUCCAGGAAGUCAAAGCUCUUGACAAAGAGACGCUGAAGCAACUGGUGGACAUCCAUGUUGUGAUUCUGCAUAAAGAGGAGGGAGCUGGACUGGGCUUCAGCAUCGCUGGAGGGUCUGACCUGGAGAGCAAAGCUACUACAGUCCACAAAGUGUUUCCCAGUGGCCUGGCAGCUCAGGAGGGCACCAUUCAGAAAGGAGAUGAGGUGUUGUCUAUAAACGGACAAACUCUGCGUGACGUCACCCACGCUGAUGCCACUGCUGUUCUGCGUCAGGCCCGCAGUCUGAAGCUGGCAGUGGUGGUUGUCUGUAAGAGAACAGAGGAGGAAGGAACAGAGGGAGGAGACUGUGGGAGCAAAGAGCCCAACCCUGUAGUGGAGGAGCAGGGAGCUCCGGUGAGUUUGCAGCUGGAGAAAGGAGCUGGUGGAGUUGGGUUUACUCUGGAGGGAGGAAAAGGCUCAAUCCACGGAGACAGACCUUUAGUCAUCAACAGGAUCUUUACAGGUGGAGCAGCUGAGCAGAGCAGUCUGCAGUGUGGAGAUGAACUGCUGCAGGUCCAGGGAAUCAGCCUGCAGGACAUGACUCGCUUUGAGGCCUGGAACAUGAUCAAGGCUUUACCUGAAGGACCCGUCACAGCAGUCAUCAGGAGGAGGCAGGGGCCAGUAGAAUGACACACAUGGCUGCUUACAAAAAGAGAAACUAAACAAACAGCAGCACUUGCGGCACACCAAUAUUGGCCUCAAUAUCAUAGAAAUCCUAUCAGCCAGUCAUUGUGGUCUACCAUAGACAGAGUGGUUGGACAACUUCUAAAUCAUUUUUAUUAUUUUUAUAUCAAAUGUCUGACCAGAUCUAAAACCCAAGUUUUCUCACUUACCCACAGUGGUGAGUCAAUAAUCUGCAGAGCACACUGUCAGAAAGUUUACCUUCAGUAGAACAUAGUAUAAAUGUUUGUUCCAGUGGAUUAUCCUGCAUAGUGCCGUUUUUUUUUUACAGCGUAAUGGGAUCUGGCUUGUUGAAUAUAGAUAUAGAAUAGUGUCACGGGGAGACAAAGAACAAAUUUGUGCACACAAAUAAAUAAAUUAUGCUCUUAAAUUCUUAAUUGUUUUUUGAAUUACUGAAUCCGUGCUCUCAGAUUGAGGGACAUCAAACAUAACACAAUUAACCGGCAAACAGACUAUAUCCAAUCAGCAUCACAACUGUACAAAAUAAGUGUUGAGGGAACACGUUGAAAUGUUGAGACAGAACAAGUUUAAUGCCAUGUUCUGUUCAUUUGUGCAAACAAAUUGAGUUCGAGAGCAUAAAAAAAAAAUCACUUGUGUGCAUGAAUUAUUAUUGAUUCAAUAGCCCGACUGUGCAAACUGCUUAUAUCUCUGCCUCCAUGACAAUGUUUUUGUAAAAUAUGUGGUAAAUUACAUUCAUACAUACAUUUGCCGAAAUUAUGGCUAAGUAUGAUGCAGUAAAACAUGACACUGGGGUAAGUAUAGUUGCAAUGUUAUUUCAUACCACAGUAGUGAUGUGAGCCAAGUAAUUUUACCCACUCUAUCCUUCACAGUAUGAAACAGCAAAUCACAAAUCAGGCCCUGUGAGCCACACAACACUUCAUGAAAGCUAAUGUAAGGCUGGUGGUUCUCCAACAGCUGACUUACAUAUCAGUCUCGAAGUCUACAAAAUCAGUCUGAUUAAAUUCAGACAUCGGCACAAACCUUAAGGAGAAAGGAAGCACUGCAGGAGAAAGGCACAAUAAAAGCAACACCUGUAGAGAACGAUGCAACCCAGUACAACAGCCCAGCAUCAAAUCUGCAGUGCUGUUGUACUGGACUGAUUCAAAUUGUGAUGGGUGUGGAGUACAGGUGUUACGUGUUGUUUUAAUGCUCCUGUAUCUUGAACCUAUAAUGGUAUGAAAAGCAAAAGGAAAUCAGUUGUAAAAGAAGACAGUUAUAUACUGUAUAUUAGAAUAAAUGCCUAUUUUUCAGCAGUUGUACUGUAUGUAUGUGGAAACAAGUAUAAUACACUUUGGUUGACUCAGUAGCUUUGAGUUUGACUCUCCUGCUACUAGUAGUUAUCUGUCAAACCAAACCAAACUGGAAUGUUAGAGUUGUAUUUGUGUCAAUCUUGAGCAUGUAAUGGGACAUUUUGAGCACAGAAAAGGAUUUUAUGCAAGCACAUGAAUGACAUUUUUGUACAGAAAUAAUCCCUCAAUCUAUUCUGUACUCAUUAGUGUUUAAUAUGCACAAAGAUGCACAAUAACCUGACACUGAGCACGUGCCCAAGGCUUUGAGUGUGCAUACAGCAGGAAAUGUGAGGACAAAUGUGCGCUUUUAACUUUUAUUUAUAAUCGAGCACAGAACAGACUACUUUGCUCAAAUGUUCUAUGCGUACUAAUCAUUUCUAAUUUUCUGUGCUUAAAAUGACACAAACAUAUUGCCAAAGUAUGUCUUUGCAUGCAACCACAAAAGAAUGUUUUCUAUUACUGUUUUCUAGAACUUGUAUAAAGUUGUUCAAAACGGA